Messenger RNA from Phaeoacremonium minimum UCRPA7, 1548 nucleotides. Its product is annotated as putative urea transporter protein. The transcript has 4 exons. Gene Ontology annotation, molecular function: transmembrane transporter activity. The record is from RefSeq and is a predicted model, not a curated record. The coding region runs from base 1 to 1548 and encodes 515 amino acids. Lineage: Eukaryota; Fungi; Ascomycota; Sordariomycetes; Togniniales; Togniniaceae. Gene Ontology annotation, cellular component: membrane. Gene Ontology annotation, biological process: transmembrane transport.
AUGCUGACCGUCAACAGAGUAAUAGGAACGGGGCUUGCCUGGAAGUUCCGGGGGGAAACAAAGGAAGAGUUCCUCUCUGGCAACAGGACUCGGACUGCGUUCCCCCUUGCUCUGAACUUCAUCGCUGCUGGUCUCGGAUCUGGUAUUCUCUUCUCGUACCCUGAGCUCGCUACUAUUGCGGGCGUGCAAGGAGUGCUGGUAUAUGCUCUCUCAUCGGCUCUGCCACUCCUUGUAUUCGCCUUUCUGGGACCCAUCAUCCGGAGGAAGUGCCCGGAAGGCUUCGUCCUCACUGAGUGGACGAGACAGCGUUACGGAAUCGUCACAGCUCUGUUCCUGAGUUUCUUGACUCUUGUGACCUUGUUCCUGUACAUGGUCGCAGAACUGUCCGCUGUUGGUCAGGUCGUUACUACCUUGACCGGUCUGGAUGGCCUCCCCGUGGUUAUUGUGGAAUGCGUCGUUACGACUAUCUACACCUCCCUUGGAGGUUUCCAAAUCUCGUUCAUCACCGACAACAUCCAAGGUGCUCUGGUCGUAGGCCUAGUCAUCAUUGCCACCAUCACUAUCGGUGUGAAGACGGACAUCGAUCAAGAUCUCAUUGACAGCUCGGGACUGCUCAAGGGCAACUUGCUCGGGUGGCAGCUCUUGUACAUCCUACCUAUCGCCAUCUUGACGAACGACUUCUUCCUCUCCAACUUUUGGCUGCGUACCUUUGCUUCCAAGACAGACAAGGAUCUCAGAAUCGGUGUCUCCAUCGCAACGUGUGUCAUCCUGGUCAUUCUGACUCUGGUUGGCAUGACUGGUGUCCUCGCAGCGUGGUCCGGCGCUUGGCCAGGCGACCCGCCACAGGAAGGCUCAAUCGCCUUCUUCUUGCUUCUCGAGCAGCUGCCCUCAUGGGUAGUGGGCAUUGUGCUGGUCAUGGUCGUCUGUCUCAGCACAGCUUCCUUCGACAGCCUGCAGUCUGCCAUGGUCUCAUCCGCAUCCAACGAUCUGUUCCGCAACCGGCUGAACAUCUGGUUCAUCCGCGGCGCCGUCGUGCUCAUCAUCAUCCCCGUCGUCGUGCUCGCCCUCAAGGCGCCCAGCAUCCUGCAGAUCUACCUCAUCUCAGACCUCGUCUCCGCCGCCACCAUCCCCGUGCUGUGCCUCGGCCUGUCCGACCGCCUGUACUGGUGGCGCGGCUUCGAGAUCGUCGUCGGCGGCCUCGGCGGCAUCCUGACCGUCUUCAUCUUCGGCACCAUCUACUACGGCGACGCCCUGACCGGCGCCCAGCUCAUGCUGCUCGAGCAGGGCCUGUACGAGGGCGACUGGGGCGCCUUUGGCGCGUUCGUCGCCGCGCCCGUCGGCGGUCUGCUCUGGGGCUUUGGCGGCUGCGCCCUGCGCCUGGCCUUCCAGCUCGUCAAGGCCAAGGUGACCGGUCGUCGCUUCGAUGCGCUCGACCGCCCCGCGUUCCUGUCGGCUGACGAGGGAGCUGGUGCCUACGGCUCGGCUGACGACGCUGAUGCCCUGUACCAAAGCGGUAGCACCAGCAAGCAGGCGGGCAAGUUCUUCUGA